Messenger RNA from Akanthomyces muscarius, 1641 nucleotides. RefSeq lists its product as uncharacterized. The coding region runs from base 1 to 1641 and encodes 546 amino acids. The record is from RefSeq and is a predicted model, not a curated record. NCBI's taxonomy places the organism in Eukaryota, Fungi, Ascomycota, Sordariomycetes, Hypocreales, Cordycipitaceae. Gene Ontology annotation, molecular function: hydrolase activity. The transcript has a single exon.
AUGAAAUGCAAACUUUUGCAGCUAAUUGCCGAUGAAUCUAGCUCUUUCGAUCGGGCAAUCCGGAAUCUCAGUUGUACAAAUGGGGGCGCACCUCGACGGCCGCUCCCGCUCCAUUCCCGCCCAGGCUCGAGAUCGGCCCCGCAGCCGCCGUCAUCGAGCCUCGGUCUCACAUCAACAAAACCACCAACCACGACAAAAGACACGCCAGAGAAAAUGCCGUCGGCGUUGAGUACCAUCCAGUUGGUCCUCUCCAAGAUUCCCCUCCUCCUCAAGACCGUCCUCUUCUACCUCCUCUCGCUGAGUCCCACGGCGCGCAAAUGGGACUUUCGCACCGAGCUCGCCGUCACCAUGCUCCGGGAACUCCUGGGCAACGCGCCGCCGUCGACCGUCAGCGCGCAGCAGGCGCUCUUCAUGCGCGAUACCGGCGCCCGCGGCCGGAUCUGGGUGAGCCGAACCACGCUGCCGGCGCCGCCCGAGGACGACGUUCGGCAGCAGGUGCUGGGCGCCGUGGCGGCCCUGGGCUCCGGCGGCGAGAGGUACGCGGCGCCGCCGCUGCAGGACGUCGGCGGCGAGUGGGUGGGCGUCCGCCACGGCGUGUCGAGCUGGGCGGCGGAGCCGACGGGCCUGAGCGAGAGGGCCAAGUUUGACAGCCUGACAAGGGAGGCGGAGACGGACGUGACAAUACUGUACAUUCACGGCGGCGCCAACUAUCUCAUGGAUCCGGUGUCGGCGCGCCCUGUCGCGCUGGCAUACGCCACAUACGCCAAGAGCCGCGUGUUCUCGGUGCGCUAUCGUCUGGCGCCGCAAGGCCCGUUUCCCUCGGCGCUGCUGGACGCCUUUGUGGCGUACCUGUCGCUGCUGCACCCGCCGCCUGGGUCCUGGCACGAUGCCGUGCCCGCCUCGUCGCUCGUCAUCACGGGCGACUCGGCCGGCGGCAACAUCAGCAUGUCGCUCCUCCAGCUUCUUCUCCAGCUGCACCGUUCAGCGCCAGGCAGCACUCUGCCGACGGUGCGCUUCCACGGCCGGGACGUCGGCGUGCCGCUGCCCGCGGGUGUGGGGCUCAACUCGCCGUCGCUCGACCUCACGCGGAGCAUGCAGUGGUCCGAGGCCUUCCUGCAAUACGACUACCUGCCGACACCGAAGCUGUCGCCCGUGACGUCGCCGCCGUGCGCCGCGUGGCCGGCGGACCCCCCGCGCGUGCACCUGUACUGCGAGGGCAGCGCGCUGGCGCACCCGCUCGUGUCGCCCAUGGCGGCGGCGGCGUGGGAGGGCGCGCCGCCCGUCUUCUUCGUCUGCGGCGAGGAGCUGCUGACGGACGAGGCCAAGACGGUCGCGCGGCGGAUGGCGCGGCAGGGCGUGCCCGUGGUGUGGGAGCAGUGGGAGGCGAUGCCGCACUGCUUCGGCAUGGUGCUGACGUGGACGGAGGCGUCGCGGGUGUCGUACCAAGGGUGGGCGGACUUUGUGCGGGAUGCGAUCCGAGGUCGGGUAGAGACAAAGGGGUGCUACGUCUCGGUCAAGACGCUGAAGAGGAAGGAGGUGGAUGUCAAGACGCUGACGACCAUUAGCGACGAGGACGUGCUGGAGGGCAUGGCGGCGGGCCGUCGACGAAUAGAAGACAAGUUUGCAUAUCUUUUGAAAUAG